CCCUGCCCCCGCCGGUGCCGCCGCCGGUGCCGCCGCCGCCGCCGCCGCUAUGGCGCGCACGGCCCCUGUGGAGCCCCCGCUGCGGCAUCCCGCGCCCCCCUCGCCAGCCGCGGGCGAGCCCCGCGCCUCGGUUGAGGCGGCGGCGGCCCCGCGGAGGGUGCUGUUCGCCGACGAGGCCCUGGGGCUGCCGCUGGCGCAGCUGCGCCGCUACCGGCCGUGGGGCGGGCCCGGGGCGGGCAAGAUGGCCGCGGCGACCGGGCAAGAUGGCGGCGGCGGCGGCGGCGGCGGGGCUGACGAGGACGACGAUGGCGAGGAUGGGGAUGAAGGGGAGGAGGAAGAGGAGGCCUGUCCCGAGCCCUCGCCGCUGUGCCCCGUCCCCGCUGGCGGGGGGUUUUACCUGGUGCCCACAUUUUCGCUGCCGCCCGCGCCGGGCCGUCUGGAGCGCUUGGGGCGCGUGAUGGUGGAGCUGGAGGCGCUGCUGCCGCCUCCCGGAGCGGUCCCCGGGGGUGUCGGGGUGUGGGUGCCUGGGGGACGCCCGCCGGUGCUGCGCGGGUUGGUGCGCGUGCUGAACCGCUCCUUCGAGAAGGCGGUGCACGUGCGGGCCUCACACGACGGCUGGGCUUCCUUCUGCGACCACCCAGCGCGCUACGUCCCGCGCAGCCCGCCGUGGGCAGGAGCAGGAGGCACAGGAGCAGGAGAUCCCAUCCUGGAUCCGGGUCUCGGCCUGGGGCCCGGCCAGGCAGCCGCCUCCUCGCCCGACGACGGCGGCCGCACCGACCGCUUUGCCUUCCAGUUGCCCUUUGCUGAGGGCGCGGGCGAUGGGGCGCGCCUUGACUUCGUGGUGCGCUAUGAGACCCCCGAGGGCACUUUCUGGGCCAACAACCACGGCCGCAACUACACAGUCCUGCUCCGGAUCGCACCCGCUCCCACACCCACUGAUGCCGAAGGGCUGCCCCAGCAGCAGCAGCUGGAGCCACAGCCCGAGUGCCAGGGUCCCGUGGAGGCAGAGGCCAGGCAGCUGAAGAGCUGCAUGAAACCGGUGAGGCGCAGGCCUGUUGAGGAAGAGCUGAGGAUGAAGAGCCUGGAUGAUAACGCCCCUGCUGUGGAGUGCCCUGAUGUUCAGGAGUCAGUGGGCCCUCUGGUGGCUCCCACCCCUCUCCGUCCAUGGCCCCAGAUGACACUGCAGGUUUCUGAAGUCACCAUGGCCGGCAGCCUCUCAGAACAAGGUGAUGUCCCCAGGAGCAGUCCACCUGUGGCUUUUACAGAGGUCCCCCAGGCACCAGCCAUCAGGAUCCCCCCUGCCUCCCUUCUCUGUGGCCUGAGCGGCUCCCCCAAGGACCAGGCCUCAGGGCCUGAUGCAAGUGAGGGGGCCACCGGGCCUUUCCUGGAGCCCAGCCCGCGACAGGUGGCAGCCACAUGGGAAGGAUCAAGUGAAAAUGGAGCGGGUCGAAAGGACCCCACGGUGGAGGCUGUUGUGGAUGAGCCCCCCGGGGGGCUGGAGGUUGUGAGUGGGUUGGAAGAGCUGCUUGGCGAGGACACCAUCGACCAGGAGCUGGAGCAGCUUUACCUGUCCCACCUGAGCCGCCUGCGGGCUGCUGUGGCUGCAGGUGGGGCAGGAGGCGGUGGGGAGGGCCCCACGGAUGGGGGCAUGUCUCCCAGCCAUCCCCUGGGCAUCCUCACAGACCGUGACCUGAUCUUGAAGUGGCCUGGCCCGGAGCGGGCCCUGAACAGUGCCCUGGCCGAGGAGAUCACGUUGCACUAUGCCCGCCUGGGGCGUGGCGUGGAGCUCAUCAAGGACACUGAGGACCCCGAUGAGGAGGGAGAGGGCGACGAGGGGCUUGCCCUGACGCCCACCAGCCCCGAAGGGGACAGCCCCAAGGAAUCGCCUCCAGAAAUCGUCUCGGGGGCCCGUUCUGUGGUAGCUGCCAUGGGAGAUGUGUGGCUCCCCUGGGCGGAUGGCUCAGCGUGUGACAGCUCCGUGGUUCUGGGUACAGAGGGUCAGUUCACUGGGGAGGCAGAGAACGGGCGGGGCAAGGACACUGACUCUUUGUGCACUGACAGGGUGAUAGCUGGGGUGACCCGGUCCCCAGGGGAAGCUGGGACCUGGGCCCGCAUGGAGGUUACCACUGGGUGGGCAAGCAGCUUGGUUUCUUUACCUGGCAGGGAGCAUGCUGCUCUGGCCCUUCUGCAGGGGCAAAAUCCCAGCCCCCUCGAGCCCUCGGGGGCUGAAGUCUGUUAUUCUAAUGUGGCCAGGCCUCAUGGAAGCUCCCAGAAUGAAGAGGGUACAGGCCUGAGCCUGGAGCCCCCAGAGAGGUCCCCUACCCUGGCAGCCCCUGCAGAGAGUGUGUGUGCAGUGCCUCCCCAGCUCCGGGGGCCCUUGACCCAGACUCUGGGGGUCCUGGCCGGACUGGUGGUGGUCCCUGUGGCUCUGAACAGUGGCGUGUCCCUCCUGGUGCUUGCACUGUGCCUCUCUCUGGCCUGGUUCUCGUAGGGGCUGCAUGUGGGAACAGCAAUAACAGGUGUCCCCCCUCCUAUCUGGGUUCUGGGGGAGGGGCAGCCCCUACACCACCCCAGAGGGAUGAGAUGGGACCUGUGGCCUGUGCAGUAAGUGGACCUCGGCCCUUUGCUUCUGAGAAUGCUUGACUGGAGAGGCCUUCCCGCCCCACUCCUGAGCUCUCCACCUGGUGUGGGCUCCUGCAGCGAUAUGAUACAGAUACCGAUGGAGAAGAACCUGGGGCCGGUGGAUGAUGUGAGUGAGAAUUUCUAGAAUGGAACUGGGCAUGUCCCCCUCCCCCCACCCCACCCCUCACCCCAUCCCCUGAGCCUGUAUUUAUUUUUGUAUAAUUCUCUGGACGAGGGAAGAGUGGUCGUGAGCUGGUCUUGGGGCACAAUUACCCAGAGAUAUAUUUAUUAACAGCCAACCUGUGCAAGCUGCUGGAGCUUUAUUUUUAAUUUAAUUUAUAUAGAGUACCUAUUAUUAUAUGCCACAAUAGAGCUCUAUGAGAAAUGA
Oryctolagus cuniculus (rabbit) is the source of this 3010-nucleotide messenger RNA. RefSeq names its product protein phosphatase 1 regulatory subunit 3F (gene PPP1R3F). Gene Ontology annotation, biological process: regulation of glycogen biosynthetic process. NCBI's taxonomy places the organism in Eukaryota, Metazoa, Chordata, Mammalia, Lagomorpha, Leporidae. Gene Ontology annotation, molecular function: protein phosphatase 1 binding; glycogen binding. Gene Ontology annotation, cellular component: protein phosphatase type 1 complex. The record is from RefSeq and is a predicted model, not a curated record.